CAUAGUCGAAGAUAUUCAGUAUCUAUUUCAUGGUAGGAAUUCUAUCAAUGGGUCAAUCAAGCACAAAUCUUGCAUUUCAAACAAGCUUUGUGCUGCUAUGAUUAUAACGUGCGGAAAAGCACCCAAAUCCGCCCCUCGCCACGGUCGGAUCUAUCAACCCCAUCAUUGCGCAUACGGUCUUCCCCAUAUUUUGGAAUUCCUACGACCCCCACACAUGAAGCAUUAUCCCCAGAUUAAACUCUGAGAUGCCUCCUAUAAUCCUGGGGUUUCCUCCAUGUAGCGAGCCCAAUUUAGCUCAUCACCACAGCACCUGCAAUGGAGCCUUCCGUCUCUUUUGACGCUCUCCCUCUCCAGAAGGACGGUCCCCACGGAAAUGCCUGGGGCCUUUUUGGUCCGUUGGACCAGCUAGGUAUGCUGAAUCGCCUCACACCCGAGACAACGAAGGAAGCAACAAGAGAAAUUAUCGAUGGGGUCCGCGUAUCCACCGACUGGUCACUGAAUAGUAUGCAAAAGCCGUGUUUUGGCCGUUCAAAACUCGAACACGUCGUGAAGAACAAAGCCCCGCGAGCUGUCAACGAUGACAGCCUUGCUUUCAACACGCAAAUUAGCUCUCAGUGGGACGGAUUCCGGCACUACGGGUACCAGAAUGAGAAGAUCUAUCUAAACGGGUGUACUCUGGAGGAGAUCCAAUCUGGGGAUAGGAAUGGAAUUCAUGUGUGGGUUGAAAAUGGGGGAAUUGUAGGACGCGGCGUUCUCCUCGAUUACUCCUCCUGGGCGGAAGCACAGGGGAUAUCAAUCAACUGCUUCGCUACCACAUCCAUCCCUGUCUCGACUCUAAAGGACAUCGCCGCUUAUCAAGGAACAUCAUUCAAGAGAGGAGACAUCUUAUUUAUUCGCACAGGCUGGACCCGUGCCUAUGAACAGCUGUCCGCAGAACAGUGCCAAGAGCUCGCCGAUCACAAGAUCCCACCGGCUAUUGGUGUCGAAUCAUCCGAAGACACCCUGCGCUGGAUCUGGGAUGAAGGCUUCGCAGCUGUUGCGGGAGACAUGCCCAGUUUCGAAGCAUGGCCGUGUCAGAAUACUGACUUCUGGUUGCAUGAGUGGUUGCUAGCAGGCUGGGGCCUCCCCAUUGGAGAGUUGUUUGAUCUGGAUCGCUUAAGCCAAGAGUGUCGGAAGAGGAACCGAUGGAGCUUUUUCUUCAGUAGUGUUCCGCUGAAGGUACGGAAUUAUUGUUAUUUUGUUGGUGGUUCGAUGCUAACUAGUCUAAGGUGCCUGGUGGAGUUGCUAGUCCACCUAAUGGUGUGGCCAUCCUCUGAUUAGCCUCAUACUGCGUCGAAGAACUCUGGAAUCCUGUAAAUAUGAUAUCAUAACGAAUCACAUUGUCCAAUAAUGGAUAUCACUCAUUUAUUGGUACGAGGAACAAACAGCCAGCGUGGCUUUCGACAUGCUGCAGAAUUGACGAAUAAUGAAUAUUCAACUUGUCAGGAAUUAUCCAAGUUGCGGCUGCAUCAAUUUAUUCCAGAUGAAUUCUAGUGCCUAUAAACACUAGCUGUGGGGUUGAACCCGUUGGGUCACCUGCUGGCUAUCCGCAAUCACCACGAAGAA
Messenger RNA from Aspergillus piperis CBS 112811, 1605 nucleotides. RefSeq lists its product as uncharacterized. Gene Ontology annotation, molecular function: arylformamidase activity. The transcript is spliced from 2 exons. Bases 316 to 1320 code for a protein of 334 amino acids. NCBI's taxonomy places the organism in Eukaryota, Fungi, Ascomycota, Eurotiomycetes, Eurotiales, Aspergillaceae. The record is from RefSeq and is a predicted model, not a curated record.